Molecule: messenger RNA, 9443 nt
Organism: Mus caroli (Ryukyu mouse)
Lineage: Eukaryota; Metazoa; Chordata; Mammalia; Rodentia; Muridae
Gene: Epb41
Product: erythrocyte membrane protein band 4.1
Biological process (GO): cortical actin cytoskeleton organization; actomyosin structure organization
Cellular component (GO): plasma membrane; cytoskeleton
Molecular function (GO): actin binding; structural molecule activity
Source: RefSeq, a predicted model, not a curated record
GAACAUCAUGACAACAGAGAAGAGUUUAGCGGCUGAAGCUGAGAAUUCUCAGCACCAGCAACAGAAGGAAGAAGGAGAGGGAACCACAAACUCAGGCCAACAAGAAACUCAGCUGGAGGAGGCCUCCCAAGCGACCGCAGCUGAGGGCAGCAAUCAGGGUGAGCAGAAGCUGAAAGCAUCCAAUGGGGACACUCCAACACAUGAAGACUUGACCAAGAACAAGGAACGGACAUCAGAAAGCAGAGGCCUAUCACGACUGCUCUCCUCAUUCCUCAAAAGGCCCAAGUCGCAGGUCUCUGAAGAAGAAGGCAGAGAAGUAGAAUCAGAGAAAGAGAAAGGUGAAGGGGGUCAGAAGGAGAUAGAACUUGGAACCAGCCUUGAUGAAGACAUCAUUUUAAAGGCCCCCAUUGCAGCUCCUGAACCUGAGCUCAAAACAGACCCCUCUUUGGAUCUUCAUUCAUUAAGCAGUAUAGAGACACAGCCAGCUCAGGAAGAACACAGAGAGGACCCAGAUUCUGAAACGAAGGAAGGAGAAGGGAUUGAAGAGUGCGCUGGAACAGAGGCGAAAGAGGACCCAGAAUCAAGAGCAGAGAGAGAACCCGAAGCCUCCCAGAAGCCCGUCAGAAGACACAGAAACAUGCACUGUAAGGUCUCCUUGCUGGAUGACACGGUCUACGAAUGUGUUGUGGAGAAACAUGCUAAGGGACAAGACUUGCUUAAGCGAGUGUGUGAGCACCUCAACCUUUUGGAAGAAGACUACUUUGGUUUAGCCCUGUGGGACAGUGCAACCUCUAAGACAUGGCUGGAUUCUGCCAAAGAAAUAAAAAAGCAGGUUCGAGGUGUUCCUUGGAAUUUCACAUUUAAUGUGAAGUUUUAUCCACCCGACCCAGCACAAUUAACAGAAGACAUAACAAGAUACUAUUUAUGUCUUCAGCUUCGGCAGGACAUUGUUGCUGGACGUCUGCCCUGUUCCUUUGCAACUUUAGCCCUGCUCGGGUCUUACACGAUCCAGUCUGAGCUGGGAGACUAUGACCCAGAACUGCACGGCGUGGAUUAUGUUAGUGAUUUUAAACUGGCUCCAAAUCAGACCAAGGAACUUGAAGAGAAGGUCAUGGAAUUGCAUAAAUCAUACAGGUCCAUGACUCCAGCUCAGGCAGACUUGGAAUUUCUUGAGAAUGCCAAAAAGUUGUCCAUGUAUGGAGUUGAUCUUCACAAAGCAAAGGACUUGGAGGGAGUGGACAUCAUCCUCGGCGUCUGCUCCAGCGGCCUUCUGGUUUACAAAGACAAGUUGAGAAUUAACCGCUUUCCUUGGCCCAAAGUGCUAAAGAUUUCUUACAAACGCAGCAGCUUCUUCAUCAAGAUCCGGCCUGGAGAGCAAGAACAUUAUGAAAGUACCAUCGGCUUCAAGCUCCCCAGUUAUCGAGCAGCCAAGAAACUAUGGAAGGUCUGCGUGGAGCAUCACACGUUCUUCAGACUGACCUCUACAGACACCAUCCCCAAAAGCAAGUUUCUUGCCCUGGGAUCCAAAUUCCGAUACAGUGGCCGGACUCAAGCUCAGACCAGGCAAGCCAGUGCCCUGAUUGACAGGCCUGCUCCACACUUUGAGCGGACAGCAAGCAAGCGGGCGUCCAGGAGCCUCGAUGGAGCAGCAGCUGCCGAGUCCACAGACCGAAGUCCUCGGCCCACCUCUGCCCCAGCCAUUGCUCAGAGUCAGGUCACAGAAGGGCCAGGGGCACCUAGCAAAAAAACACCAAAGGAAGCUGUGAAGGUUGAAGAGAAGCGGGGAGAAGAGCCGGCUGAGCCAGCUGAGCCGGAGCCCACAGAAGCAUGGAAGGUGGAAAAAACCCACACCGAGGUCACAGUACCUACCUCAAAUGGUGACCAAACGCAGAAGCUUGCAGGAAAAGGUGAAGAUCUGAUAAGAAUGAGGAAGAAAAAGAGAGAGAGACUAGAUGGUGAAAACAUUUAUAUCAGACAUAGCAAUUUAAUGUUGGAGGAUUUAGACAAGAGUCAAGAAGAGAUCAAAAAGCACCAUGCCAGCAUCAGUGAACUGAAAAAGAACUUUAUGGAAUCGGUACCCGAACCACGGCCCAGCGAGUGGGACAAGCGCUUAUCCACACACUCACCCUUCCGGACUCUUAACAUCAACGGGCAAGUCCCUACUGGAGAUGGAGUGAAGAAAACUUCUAUCCUCCCCUCGGAAAGAAAGUGCCCUAGCUACUUUAUCCCUGAUACAUAUCACUUAGGGGUGUGCAAAGAACCGGUAUUCAGCUUCCAGACCGACCAGAGAAGGCUAGCUCAGCUAAAGGAACUCAGAGCCAAGUUUUUCCUCUCAUAGAUGCCAUCUGCCUUGACCAUGGAUAGCAGGAUACAGGGAUGCAGGGAAGAAAAGGUCCAAGUUGACCAACUGGGGAGCUGGGGGAGACUCCCUUAAACGUUAUCAAAAGUGUUUGCUAAGUUUAUAAACCUUCAUGUUGAUCAUAACCAUUUCAGUCAGGGUUUCCAGGCUGUGUAACCACUAAGGUCUUGUGGGGCUGCGUUUGCCUUUCUUGUUCUUCUCUGUGGCUGCCCCACCCCAGGGUAGACCCUGGAGACACAUAAUACAAUUUAUAAUUUUGAUCUUAUCUUGCAGUCUUUACUAAUAUUCCACUGAGCAAAAUCAAAUUCUCAUACUGAGCUAUUGCAGUCAGAGUCUUUUUCUGAAGAGAUAUAAAAAUUGUUCUUUAUAUUCUGCCAUUCUGUUUGUUAGUAAAAGUAACUUCAUUCACGGCAAGCAGAAUGCUUCGUUAUUGACACUGCCUGAUGCAUUGAUGAUUGGCGGCAGCAUCAAAGCAAUUAAAAAUGACCUGGAAUCCAUGUGUGGAAAACAUUCAUGCACGAAUAGCCUCAAUAAGUAACAGAGAGAGGGGAAGCAGGUGACUGCUUGAACUCCCAAGUGUUGCAACACUGAUUUAUUCCAAACACUAAAUUUUAAUUCAGUCACAUAGUUAAACCCGCAGGGUAAAUUGCCAAAGUAGCAAGGGGCUAGAGCAUCAGGAGCAUCCAGGAGAUCUUCCCACGCCUUUGCACAUCCCCAAGAAUCACUUAAGCAUUUUCCAUCUGUCAUUUUGUUCAUCUCUCUGUCUUUCUUGAUCUUCUACUGUGAAAGCAGACACAAGAACGUGCUCUGUUAGUACAGGGUGAAGAGAACAGUAAAAGGCCAGAGAGAUCCACUGAGAGAACCUUGCCCCAGCGCGAAAAUGAAGAGAUUGCUCCCAAGGUUUCUAUUCCAAUCCCCGAGGAACACAAGGCUCUCAAAAAGUGCCACCUCUACUCUAGUGUUUUUCCGUCGCCUCGUAUUCCUUUCAUGAUGUCUUUUCUCCUGGUCCUUGCCCUGGCUGUUUGGUGGUUGAUCUUUCUGUGAUUGGAAAACAGGGUGCUCAUCUGACAUGUCAAGACUAAAACCACCGAACUCUGUCUCUGGCUUGGAAUGUGUAAUUGCCCACGUCACGCCUCGGAUCCUGAGCGUUCACUGUCAUAGGGACCUCUGGAGGUUCUUUUUCCUGUCAAUAAUAAAAUGUGAAUCUCUGCAGAGUAUACAUUGUGAGGAAAAAGGAGUAGUGAUGGAUUGGCCCACCAGUGCUCCUACCCCAAAGUUAACUUUAGGCAAAUCAGAUGGAAGUGUAUGGUAGGUGGUACUCACCCCAAAGCUACCGUGCACGCUCUUACUGUUGACCUGCUAUGUCCCCUUCUCAGUGUCUCACGCAGACUGGGACACUCUGAAAACAUUUCAUGGACUAUUUUCUCAGUCUUCUAUAGCCAUUUCUGUGGCAUGGGCUCUGUAGUUUAAGAAGAAAUUCGACUUCCCAACCUUUGAAAAGCCUUAAAAUGAAAAUUUUAAUCCAAAAGAUCCAUAACCGCUCCUUUUCUUAGCGUGUCUAAUCAGUGCAUACAAAAGGCCUUUUCUGCAAGGGGCUCUGACACCUGUGGCCUUUUCGUGAGUGUUUAUGAGCUGUACGGAAUAGGCAACUUUAUUCGGCCUGGUGUGGAGAAGAAUCAUGCUGUCUUUUCAUGCGUAGAGAGUUCAUUUUGUUUAGGGAAAUGGUGCUGGUGUCCCGUGGCCUCUAGCCAGGGUGGAAAAUUUCAGACUACCUACCUUUAAAAGUCCUGGAGUACAGAUUAACUUGAGAUCUGUAUGUCAACACACUUUUCUCUAAAUUAAAAUAUUGUUACUUCUUAUGGUACAAGUAAUUGUUGCUAGAAGCAAUGUUUAACUGUUAUAAUAAGUGUAAACGAUACUGUUUCCUUGUACUUCAGACCUGUUCUCCCACUUGUGUUAAAAUCAAUUGUUUCUAAUCAGUAGCCUUGGAGCUAAGCUUUCACUGCGACAUGUGUCCGGUUUGCAUGUUGAUUCUGAGGCUUCCCUGAUGUGAGCACACCCGCCUCUGAGCACUGCUUAGAUGCUAAAUUGGUGGUUUCUCACCUUACUAUAUUAACCUUGCAUGACGUCGCUUGCUUUCUACGGCAUUUCGAUGCAUCAAUGUGGAUGAGUUGUUAACUUCUCAAAUACUAUUUUUGGACUCUGAGUUAGAGUCAUCACGUUGAGACUAUUAUCUUUUAUAUUAUUUCUUAGUGCUUUUUGGUCAGUGAAAUUUCUAAAGAUGGUUUUUGCCUUUGAAAAGGUGGAGGGGGAGGGAGGAAGAGAGAGUAAAACAGUAAAAGCAAGAAUGUUGUUGUUCCUCAGUGCUCAGUAGUAUUGAUCUGUUGUUUUGACAGAUAGGAUUGUCUGAUAGUUACUGAAAACUGCUAUGGUAUACUCUGUCAUUAUUGGACUUAGGGGAAAAAACUAGAAAAAGAAGCAAGGACCAGGCUAGAUUUUUAAGAAAAAAAAAAUCUAGAUAUAUAUGGUUUGUGUUACAAGUAAUGUCUAUUUAUAAAAACAUUUUGUAAAUCAGCAUAUUUCUUGAUUCACUCGUAAGAAAAGGGAUUGCAAAGCCCUCUAAAGAACUGCUUUGCAAGGUAGACCACGACAGUCGUGAGGAAGUCUCCUUACCUGUGAAAAGAUGUAAGAUUUCCUUAAUGAAGUAACAAUUGAAACUAGCAUUCUUUAUGUUAUUGUAAGUUUUUUUUAGGAAUUAAAAAUUAACCUUAAAAUUUUAUCGGUACUUUUGUAACUUUCAAAUCAUAUUUCCUACAGUUCCAGUUUUCAUUGUUGUACACAACUUUUUAUUAAUUAUUGUAAACAUCACCCUGGAAUUUUUUUUCCUUUUAUAUUGGAAUUAUUUCAAAUCCAUUAAAAGUUUACUGUUCAAUGUUCUGAAGUGUAGCGAGGAUCUUCAGAGAUCUUUGCUAACAAAGGAGCUACUUCUUAUUGGUAAAGCUGCUGAUAAAUGGAUACCAAGUCCUUAUAUUGAACAGAGCUGAUGAGCAUGGGCUCAAAAGAUAUAGUCAUAGUUAUUGGAGGACAAACAUCAGCUGUUCCAGCCCUGGGUGGGCUCCAGUUAAUGCUGCCAAUACAAGAAGCUGCAGACGGCAUCUCUUUCUCUCCUCCACUUUACUCCAUUCUCGGUAUCAUGGGCAUUCCAGUAACUGGGUACCACUUUACCCAGUUUUUCCUUGAUGGUAGGUCCAGAAGUAAGGAUAUUAAUACAGACCUGUGUUGCGGUUUUGCCUUGUUUUCCUGUGAAUCAUUUCCAGAGUGAAUUGAGGAGGUCUUAACUAUCUGGUGCCCAUAUUUCCACCUACAUCCAAACAGACAAACUACCUCAUGAGAACAACUCUGCACCAUGUUUCAGGAAGUGAUGAUGUUCAGUCGUCGGUCCCUGAGGAGCUAGGAAGAUAGAAUUUUUAAAAAGCAGACACGUGUGAACCUCUUGAGAUUCUUCUUGUAGUAAGCAAACAACCAUGUUUAUUUAUUUCUGGCUGAUCCUGGAUGAUAUGUGACUAAGUACUCAAAAACUAGGAAAGUUAAAAAUGCUUUUCCAGACUUAUCCAGGUCUUAAUAAAUUCAUAUGGUGUUCUCUGAGCAGCGCGCACUUAGGAAUAAGCCCAGUUUCUAUAUUGUACAUCUGUCUUUUAGCUGUUUGCUUAUUGCUAGCUAGCAUUUGUAGUAUAAAGUAGAUCCCACUUGCAAGUUUUACAACUUUGUUUACAUGGUUAGUAAAAACUUUAAGGAGGGGUCUGCCUGUUGAUCAAGAGCAGACUGGAAUCACCUCUAGAGCUGCCCUGCUAUCACUGGGGAACCCAGAGACUUCCUAAGUCACUUCUGUGGUGGUUUCUAUGAUAAACCCACAGGGCACUCAAUAUCCCUGAGACUUUCAGGGGUUGUCACCAGUAAGAAUGCAUGCUUACACCCAGUUGUCAUUUACUCAGUACUACUGAGCGCUGAGGAGCAAGGUGAACUUCUGUCUCACUGUCGCUCCCUUGAGGAAGUCUGCCCUCCGCCUUUAUGCUUCAGACAGAUGAUGUCGUCGUGAAGGUCACAGUUCUCCACAUGAAAGCCUCCCUUUCCUCAUUACUAACUACUCACCCACUGCUCUUUGUGACCUUGACACCAGAACCUGAGACAAAUCCUUCUAUUCUGUUGUCUGCUUUGUGGGAUUCCUUCAGCCACCUCCUCUAUAUCACUACACUAAUGUCAGUGAGCCGUGGUCACCUCUCAUGCCUUAGGAUCCCCUUAUAUCAGAGCAGAUAGAGAAGCCCCCUGAGACUGGCUGGGAACAGGCAACUGGAUGGUUAGGAAGGUCUGCUCUUGUAAGGGAGCCUCUGGAGUUAGGCCAGGACUGGGUGGGCUAUGACCCUCAGGGGAUUUUAUUUAGUAAAUAAAAUUCCUGUUACCAUUGCUCAUUAUUUCCACAGGUCAGAAAUACAGGCUAAAAAUGAAAUAACUUUAGUAACAGUUUAUCUAUAUGAAUAGAUGGCAGCUUGUUGAAAGGUUUUUCCUCAUUUUUUUGUGACUGGGUGGUUACAAUGUCCUUCCUUCUACCAUGCUUACAAUCCUCUUUGGAGUAAUUAAUAGAUAUGUCUAAGAUUUAAAAAGGGGAAAACAAAAUCCCAGCUAUCUUUUCUGACCCCUAAAUCAACAAAAGGCAGUUAGCUUCUUGUUUCGUCCCCACUGUCUUAAAGAAAAGGGCCAUAGCUCAGCUCCUGAGUGUGUUUGGUAUUCAUGAGGCCCUGAUUUGACCCCCAGCACAAUGAAAAGCAGAAAGGAAGACUGGGUGGUGGGAGGUAGGAAGGGGAAAGGAGAGAGAGAGGUGAACGGGAAAACAUGGUUACUGCCUGCUCUCUGCAAGGAUGCAGAAAGACAGCACUUCUGAUGCUUGGGUCUGAAAGAUCUUAAGUCCUCUUGCCUCUGACAUUCAACUCUUAGAACAAUGUCAUUUAGAGCUUUAGAAGCUGGCAUUGCAGCUUGUGCUUGCUCACCUCCCAUGAUAGAUGACUGUGUUAUUUGGACAGCUGAACUCACUCGUUCGUCCAUUAAGUUGGGGAGCUUCUCCAUAGCUUUGCUUAUCAAUCCUGAAUGCAGGGAUUGUAGAGUUUCUUUGAGUUGGGUGUGGUUGUACAGAACUGGUCAAGCUGACUUUUGGGAGACUGAGGCAGGAGAGCCAGUUGAAGCCAGACCAGAUUACACUCUGAAGACCAUGUUUCAAAAAAGAAAGAGAACUAAAUCUCUGACCUCUUCGUGAAACUUCUUGUUAAAUUAAAGGCAGCUCUCUUGUGGGGUUAAUCUUAGUUCUUAGCCUUUGAGGACUGCUGUCUGUGUCAGCGGCGAGUCUUUGGUUUGUUCUUUGUUUGCCGCCUGCCACCUGUGGAUCCCAGGUACCAGCUUGCCUUGUAUAUAACAAGUCAUCAAUGUGUGAACUAAAUUACUAAUAACAGAUGGUAAUGGGUAACUCUAUCUUUUACAUGGACUGUCUUGUUCUGAGACAAAUUUGAUCACUAUAUGCCUAAUCCCUGAGUGCAGGCAGCCAAGAAAGCCUGUGCAGAGCUUUCUAGUUAAUGAGCUGUAGUCCCUGCUUUACUUAAAGGACCUCAGGUUGGAUGCCACUAUGGUAAAUGUUGGUCUCUCUUAUUAACAAUCUUGUAAUUUGGUUUGGUUUUCCUUUACCAUAGCUAUCGAUCAACUAUUUUCAGUCCAAAAUGUAUUACCAAGACUGGUGUACAUGUUCAUAUGUUUUUAAGUUCAACCUGGAGUAUGAUGUCAUUAGCAGAACAUUUGUUUAUCUGAAAUACAUCACUGAUAUCAAUCUGGUGUUUUUCUAUUGUUUUAUAUGCUCUAAAAACAAAAUCUAUCAAACUUUUGGGUUUUGCGCGUCAGGUAGAUGUGUGGUUGGCACAGCUUCUCUGAGGAGUGGCACAGUAAGGUGUCAGGCUUCUCACAACUGCUCAGCUCUGCCACAGCAAGAAAUGAGAUGGGGCUCAGUGUAACUACAUCUCAGUCAGAAUCACUAGACACAAAAUUUGAUUUUUGUACAAUUUUUAUACCACUAAAUAUUUUUUCUCUACCCAUUUAAAAACCAUCUAUUCGGAGGGCUGGCGAGAUGGCUCAGUGGUUAAGAGCACAGACUGCUCUUCCAAAGGUCCUGAGUUCAAAUCCCAGUAACUACAUGGUGGCUCACAACCAUCCGUAAUGAGAUCUGAUGCCCUCUUCUAGGGUGUCUGUAUAAAAACAGCUACAGUGUACUUACAUACAAUAAAUAAAUAACUCUUUAAAAAAAUAAAAAAUAAAAGCCAUCUAUUCUUAGCUCAUGGACAUACAAAAACAAAGAUAGACUGGAAUUUGGCCUGUGGGGACCAGUUCUCAGAUUUCCCUCACAGACUAGAAAGCUGAUUGGUUUCCUUUUUUUUUUCUUCCCUGGCUUUGGUACUAUUUUGUUUAUGGAAACUGGAAAACGUUUCUUCUCUGGAACAUGAAAUCCCAUGACCGACACAGUGCCCUUGUCUUUACCCACAUUCUCUGCAUUGACCGUGGUCUUAAUAGAACUUGCUACCAUCUACCCACUUUGUUUCGGUUGGAUUUAAAAGGUCUGCCUCGAUUUUCUCAUACAGAAUAAAGCAAUGUAAUUCCUAAAUACCUUCUCUUUAGGCAGAUUCUAAAAUUAUGUAAUAAGGAUGUUUUGAAAACAAAUGGGGGCUGGAGAGAUAGCUUAGUGCUUAAGUGUGCUUGCUGCCCUUCUGAGGAUCUGAGUUCAGUUCCCCGCUCAGUUGCAGUGCUCGAGCUGAGUGGCUCAUACCUGCCUGUAACUCCAGCUCCAGGAGGGAUGCCAUGCCUCAAGCCUCUGCCAGCACGGCACUCAGGUGCACAUGCCACUCCCACACACACAUGUGCAUAAUUGAAAAGAACCCUUUCUAAAGGAAGUGAUUUUCCAUUGAGCACUUAGAGCACGCCUGUGUUCUAGUCGGCUGCAUAGAUUUAAGAUUAGGCAUUUAAGGGACUCAUUUGCUUUUCGAAUUAUUCUUGUAAA